AGUGUGACACAUGGAAAAGCCAAAACAUAACAUGAGCAGCGUUAGCUUUCCUUCAGCUCUAGCGAACUUGAAAACGAGAAAGGUUUGCGGGCUGAAUAUGUGAGUGUUUGUAGUAAAACAUGUCUUCAGUUCAGCUCCAGAACGAGCAGCUAAAUCCUGCCGAAGAAACAUCUUCAGAGUUUGAAGAAAUCAUCGUCAAGUCCGAGGAAGAGACGGAUGGUCAGAGUGGACUGCUGGAUUUAACCCGGACUCCUCGGAUCACCUCACAACAAACAGACCUGCCUCAACAUUACGAUUUUCAGGGGGAGAAGAUUUUUAAUGACCAGUACCAGCGUAUCCAGGAGUUGACCUCUGGUUUAGACCAGAAGGAACUACAAGGUCCACAAAUAAAACAGGAGUCUGAGGAACUAAUGCAUCACCAGAUAAAAGAGGAGCAAGGAGAACCAGAAAAUCUUCAAAUAAAAGAAGACCAGGACGAUCUGGAACAUCUCCCGAUUAAAGAGGAGCAGGAGGAAAUACUGUGUGUGCAGAUAAAAGAGGAAGAGAAAGAAUUUCAUCCUGGCUUUGUGGGACAAGAUGAAGAACAGCUUUUGCUGAAAGAGCAGACUGAUACCUUAACGGCAACGCUGACUAACGAGGAAAAAUGCUGCAGUGAAUCAGCACCAAACAGGAACCAACACAACUCCUGUGAUCUUCCUGAAGCUCAGAACCAGGAAGGAAGAAUGCCAGAGGAUUCAGAAUCAACAAGAGGAGAAUUACCAAAACAAAAUAAAAGACUUCAGAAAACCAGAGAGCAUAAAAACAACGUUGACAAUGCAAAACAAAAAAGCGUUAAAAAAAUAUCUUUAGGUAAGAGCAGGUAUUCUUGUAAAACAUGUAAUGAAACAUUUUUUCAUAACAGCACGUUUAUUAGACAUCUGAGAACUCAUACAGGUGAGAAGCCCUUUUCAUGUACAAUCUGUGGAAAAUGUUACAGACAAAAGGGUCAUUUAACUGAUCACAUGAGAACUCACACAGGCGAGAAACCCUUUGUGUGUAGCAUUUGUGAAAAAAGCUUCAGUCAAAAGAGCCAUUUAACGAUUCACAUGAGAAUUCAUGCAGAUGAGAAGCCUUUCUCCUGUGUGGUCUGUGGAAAGAAUUUUAGCCAGAAGGGUCAAUUAGCUUAUCACAACAGAAGUCACACAGGGGAGAAGCCUUUUUCGUGUAUUCUUUGUGGAAAAUGUUUUGGUCAAAAAAGUAGUUUAACUUAUCACAUGAGAAGUCACACAGGUGAAAAACCUUUUUCAUGCAUAAAUUGUGGAAAGAGUUUUAGUUUGAAAGGCAAUUUAAUAUAUCACACAAAAAAUCACGCAUGUGAAAAGUCGUUCCACUGUGUAACUUGUGGAAAAAAUUUCUGUAAGAUAGAAAACUUUACAACUCAUCUGAAAAUUCACACAGGUGAGAUGCCUUUUUCAUGCAUCACCUGUGGAAAAUCAUUCAGCCAAAAAAAAAGUUUUAAUACUCACCUAAGAACUCACACAGGUGAGAAACCUUUCACAUGUAAAAUCUGUGGGAAAAGUUAUAUUCAAAAAAGUAGCUUAACGUAUCACAUGAGAAUACACUCGCUUGAGAAACCGUUUUCAUGUAUUACUUGUGGAAAAAGUUUCAGCAAAAAAGAUAUUUUCAAAUCUCAUUUGAGAAGCCACACAGGUGAGAAGCCUUUCUUGUGUAACACAUGUGGAAAACAGUUUACUCGCAAAAGCUUUUUAACAGUUCAUCUAAGGGUUCACACUGGUGAGAAGCCUUUCACAUGUUCUACCUGUGAAAAAUGUUUCACUCGGAAAAGCUUUUUAACAGUUCACAUGAGAACCCACACAGGUGAGAAGCCUUUCUCAUGUUUGUCCUGUGGAAAUACUUUCAGGCAAAGGGCUCAUUUGAUUUGUCACAUGCGAACUCACACAGAUGAGAAGAUGUAAUUUGGUGAAUGCUUUGAAGUUUUUUAAUAUCUAGGAGCUUGGGCACGUUUUUAGAACCUGAAGUAACCAAAACGUAAAAAAGCUUCACAUUUAAAAACAAAUAUUGCAAAAAUACCUUCAUAAAUGUCUAAACAUUUUUAAGCAUGUAAUGUAUUUAAUAGUGUACAAUGCUUGCAGUUUUUUAAUAAAUUAAAGAUGUUUUUAAAGCAAAACAUACCAUUUUC
Messenger RNA from Xiphophorus maculatus (southern platyfish), 2179 nucleotides. RefSeq names its product gastrula zinc finger protein XlCGF57.1-like. Gene Ontology annotation, biological process: regulation of transcription by RNA polymerase II. The coding region runs from base 120 to 1955 and encodes 611 amino acids. The record is from RefSeq and is a predicted model, not a curated record. Gene Ontology annotation, molecular function: RNA polymerase II transcription regulatory region sequence-specific DNA binding; DNA-binding transcription factor activity, RNA polymerase II-specific. The transcript is spliced from 2 exons. NCBI's taxonomy places the organism in Eukaryota, Metazoa, Chordata, Actinopteri, Cyprinodontiformes, Poeciliidae. Gene Ontology annotation, cellular component: nucleus.